AUGGCGCCAGACGAGGCUGAGCGCUGGGGCCUUGCGACGCCGAGUCGGCCGCCUGCGCGCCGCCCGCGUCUUCCCCCAGGCGCUCCCACGUUGCUCUCCGAAUCGCCCCUUUCUUCCACUUCGCUCUCGGCGUCUCCGGACCUCACGCGACGGCCUGCGCGCUGCUCCCUGGUGUCUCCUGCGUCAGCCCCCGAGGCUAGCUGCAAGCCGCGAUCCAGAGGGAAAGCUGAGGACGGCGCCUCCGCCAAACAGUCACGUCUAGCAGCAGGUGAAUGGAAGCCUCGCGCGUCCGGGACUGCGUCCCCGAACGCCUCUCGCUUGAUUUCCUCCGCCGCUUCGCCUUCUACCCGCUCGCGCUCUUCUCUGUCGCCUCCAUCGGUUUCCCGGUCUCUGUCUCCUUUCCUUCCUUCUGCGGCCCGCGGCCUCCAAACCUCCGAGCGCCCCGCCGGCGAGCCUGCCCUGGCCGCGGGUGCCGCAGCUCUGCGUCGGCAUUUCGCGGAGCUCGUCCGGGGCUUGUUUUCUCAGCUGGCCAAAGCCGGGUCGGGGUCGACUCUUCCCUGCGGGAACAGCGGCUCUCCGGAGGCAGGUCCAACGCCCUCCGCUGGCGAGCCUCGCAUGCAGAGAAAGCCCCGAAAGGAAGGAAGUCGGACAGCGGGCGGAGACAGAACGUGCUCUGGCGAAUCCAGCGGCGACCAAGCGGAUGCCAACCCGCAGGUGGCCGUGGCGUGUGCCGAGAGGAGUAGCCGAAAGGAUAACGAGGAUUUCCCAGCUCUCGCGACCGCCUGGAGAGAUCUGUGUCGCGACCCCGCGAUGGUCGGAAGCCGCGGAAGGUGCUCCGAGGCACCAGUCUCCCCGGAUGGGACGCUUUCAGUGCUGUCCUCGGGGGACAGAGACUCGCCAGGCGCGUGGAGUCUCCGGCGAACCGCCGCGCAUUUUGUCGGGGAGGGAGAUGUCCGUGCGCAGGGGGAGUCUACGAAUGACGGGGAGAGGGAAAGUUCUUCUCAGGUUGCACAACCUGGCCGACAGAGGCAACGCGAACGCGCAGCCCGAAAGGACGAAGCCGAGAAGACCGGGGAGGGUGUGGAGCGUCGCCAAAGCAGUGCGGCUCUUCCGCUCGCGACGGCCAGUGUCUGUGGGGCUUUGUCGGGUCCGGCGGCAGUGCUGGACGCUGGCGUUGCCGACGAGGAAUCGGCGUUUCAUGUUGAGAACAUUCUCGAAAACACAGAGCGUCGGGAGGAGUUGGCGGAGUACGCCAACAUUUUCGCGCCUCUCUUUGGCGCCGACCCUCAGGACCUCUCUUCCCACGGACGGUCAGUGCUCCACUGCGUCGCGCUAGAACUGCAAAUCCUGCGGCGAACGAAGGAGGGGCACGCCCAAAGCGAGCUGGCGCCUGCCGGGGUACGUACACUCCAGACUCCCGGCGAAGCGCACGUCUCGCCGUGCCAAACGCCGAAAGCCUUGCACGCACUGACGCGGGUCACAGCCUCCCCUGAGCAGACGUGUUGUUCGUCGUCGUGUUCCUCUCUCUCCUCUCUUUCUUCUCCUGCGUCGCCAGUGUUCCGCGAAGGAGCGAGUGCGGCGCUCGCGGGUGCGCUCUGUGCCGAGGAAGGAGGAAGCGCGGAAGGCGAGAACGAGAACGUCGCGCUGAAAGGCGCGAGUCGAGCCGCGCUGCAAGACGGUCCUCGGGCAACGCAGCGCGAACAGGAACGAGAGGAAAGGGACGGCGGCGCGGGGACGGAGGAAAGGGGAGAACGGAAGCGAGGCUCCAACGACGCCACGCGCUCGGCGGUGAAGGAGAUUCUCGACAUUCCCACGGGGGCUGUUUUCGGCAAAGUAGCGCCAGACGGCGUCAGCGACGACGUACUUUUCCACUUUUCUUGCCGCCGAUCCCAGUCCGACGAUCUGUCUGCUCUUUUUCUCCGCGGCGACUGUGCGCUCCCGGGGUUGGACCACGCGUCGCCUCGCUCUUUGUUUUCCCUUUCUUCGCAACCCAGUCCCGCGUGUGUGUCCUCGCCAGGCUCGCCCGUCAUGGCUGCUCCUGCGCCGUACACCGUCCGCCUCGGCACGCAGUUCGCUCUGUGCCUCGACCCCACAGAGCGCGAACUGGACACCGGGACUCCCGAGGACCUCGAAUCUCCGAGCUUCAUCUGGCAGUCCACAGAAGAGAGCGAGUACGACGGCUCGACGUUCCAGGCGCCGCCGCCAGAGUUGCCGGUUCUCGACGGCGAGGGGCGAGAGCACACCGAGAGGGUUGCUGGCGAGAACACUGGCCCGGACUUCUUCUGUCUCGCUCUCUGCGCGGCAGCUCGCCGGGCGAGUCAGUGUCCCGCAGCUAGCCACGACACGGCUGGCCCCUUCCUGGCGUUUCCUGCGCACGACGCCGUCGCAGACGUCGCUCGAUGGGCCGAGGACAGGCGCGACCUGGCGCGCGCGGGAGACGAGAAGGUCGAGCCGUGUCGAGGGCGCGCUGCCUUCUUCGCCCCCCGCAGCGCGUCUCCGUCUCGAUCGGCCGCGCCGCGUUGCUUGCUUCCCUCGCUGGCCCCCUUUGGCGAGACGGCUCAUGUCUUCUCCCUCGGGGAGUUGUUUCCGCUCGGAGACGGGCACCACUGGACUCGGGCAUCCGACGACUUCACUCCCUCGGCUUCCCGCGUCUCUGCAUGCGAAGGCGAGCGCACCUCGGGAGCUCCGCCCGUGGACCUGCCGCUUCUCGCGGCGAGUCGGGGGCCGCUUGCCGUCUCGGACAUCUCCUCCGCGGCGCCGCUCUCCCUCGCGGUUUGCCGCAGCUCCAUCGGGCGGCCUGGGGCGUCGGCAAUCGACGACGACGGCGAGAGGACAAAGGGUGAGGACCGCAGCGGUUCGUGGCUGUCGCCGCGAUCCGUAGCUGUCCUGCGGCAGUCCUUGCCGCCCGACACGGACGGCCCCGAGUCUCUGUUGGCUUCUCUGCGGCAACGGAUAGGGGGCUGGGGCUUCGACCUGACUGCCGGAAAAGGAGAGAAAGGCCGGGGAUCGGAGCGCGAGGCGAAGCGGAGCGAGGGGAGCGCCAAGCGAGGGGAAGAGGCAGGCAAUGCAACGGUGCACACGCGAGAGGCAGAGCUAAAGGGUGAAGAUCUGCGAACAGGAAAAGAAGGCGGAGGAACGCCAUUGACGGCGGGGAAUGAGUCUCCGAACUGUGUGCCAAAAAUAAAUCCAGGUGCUUCAUCCGGCGCCACUUCCUCCACGACCCCAGACGAACAAGCGAGAAACGCUAGCAACCCGCCACAUUCGCCCACUUCUUCUGCGUCUGUUUCAUCUCCCCCAUUCUAUUCUGAUGCUGUAGCCACCUCUUCCUCUGCUGCCUCGAUUUUCGGGCCUCCUUCCUCUCUGUCCCUGGCGACCUCCCCAGGAGUAGGUGGCCAGGAGGGAGACAGGACGGAGACCUCGGAUCCGAGGGCGGGGGAUUCCGUGGAAGAUCCGAGGAACCGCUGCUUCAGCCCAGCCUCUGCGAGGGGAAGUGGAAGUCAUCUCGCUUCCCAUGUAACUUUAGAUGGAUCCACUGAAGCAUGGAGACGCGCGAGCGAAUUGAGCGCCCCUCUCCGAGAUCGCGCUGUCGCAGUGAAAACAGCGACUCACGAGAACGCGAAGGAAAGAACGCGCAUCUACGCUUCUGACUCAGGCGCUCGUUUCGUUGCGUCCUUGAAUCUCGGGGUCGAGCAGUGCAGCACCACCAGCGGAAUCUCAAGUCGAGACAGCUCGACGCCCCCAAUUCCCCAUCGGCCGCCCUCGUCUGGCCCCCCUUCGCAGGCGCGUGCAGGAAGCAGUGGAGAGGGCUGGUCGGCUUCACCUCUUGCACCAGACCGGGUGUCUUUUUCUGUUUCUCCCAAUGACGCUCCACGUCGCCAGGCAUCUCGUCCAGCGGUGGCCGGUGAUGUAGGGUCACCGCUCAUGUCAGGUGCACGAGCGAAGUGGGAAGAAGCAAGAACGACCGGAAGCGUCAGCAGUGGUGGCCCCGCAACUGCGCACCCUGUCGUAACGAUCGGGCUGGUUGGACGGCCCGGUGGUGCACACAACCUCGUCACGCCCAUUAGCAGUGAAACCGCACUGACCACGGGAGAUUUCUCUGCGACGCGAGUUGUCCGUUUGAGCAACAAGGCAAUGGAACUUCCCUACGUGCACGGCGUGCGGUUUGAAGCUGAAGCAUUCGCGUGGACGGCAAAGAUCGGCUCGGAAUCUCGACGGUUCCUGGUGAAGAAACACGGCUUCCAGAAGUCGCGUCUCUGCGCCAUCGAGAAAAUUCAACAAUGGAGGGCGACCCUCUCGCCAGAGGCUUUGGAACGCGAGCUCGAAGAGGAGCGCCAGGUUGUGGCGAGCUUGCCUGCUGAUCCGUGCCUCGCCACAGAGGCCGCGCCGCCGCCUCCGGAAGAGGUGUCUAGCCAGAGAAGCGGCGCGAGCAUUUCUUUGGAGGAGGGCGAGGGUGUGCGCGCAGACCUCGAAGGACGUUCUGAAGAAGGCUCUCGAAAGCAGCGAAGGACAAAGAGCGUGGGGACACCUUCCGCUGCUCUCUACAACGCCCAGGCCUCUUCGGCCCUCUCUGUUUCUCCUCUGGCUCAGCCGGAUGUUUCCAGACUAGACGCGCCAGCAACUUCUUCCGCGUUUUCUCUGUCCCCCGAUGCGCAGUGUAUGUACACCGGACGGGCGGGCACGUCCCCGGAGCUGACGCACGCGCAAGACGGCAUGGCGAAAGGGUGUGUGGCCAUGGCGCCUCCUGGGGCAACGCGCGCCUCUCCCAGUGGGCUCUCGGCCUCUGCCUUUGGAUUUCGCCCUGUGCAGCAGCCAGCGUAUUCGUCUCAGGUGUCUCCACACCUACAGCCAACCCAGCAAAACACAUUCCGUUCGCCUUCCUUCUCUUGCGUCUCUUCGACCCCUCCAGCCGCGGGCCUCGCUGCAGUGGACCGUUCGCUUCCUUCCGCGACUUCUCAACCUGCGCAUGCGUCUCCCGCGUCGCUUCCUUCCCUGCCGCCUGCGCUGUACAUGCAGUCGCCUGUCCAGGCGCCCUCUCCUUUCCCCGGGUUUUCUGUGAGUCCUCCACGGCCCGCACCCGGCAGAGCGCAAGACCCGAGAGACGGGAGAGAAGAGAAAGGCGAGAGCGACAGAAUGCGCCUUCUCGCAGAGUAUCAAAGCCGCGUGUCGCUGCCUGCGAUAAGUUCUGCUUUCCUCCCUCCUUGCGCUUCGACUUCGUCGCCAAUCUUUCCCCCCUCUGACCCGGGAGGGCGCGUGCUGGGAGCCCCCGAGCCCGCCAAGCCCCAGGGGAGCUACCCAGUUCCCAGCGAGUCUGCUCACACUACCCUCUCUCCGAAUAUCUGUCCGUCUUCUGCCUCGAGUUCUUCCUCUGCCGCUCCUUUUUCUCCUUUUUCAGUGGGUGGCGGCCUGUCGGCCAUGCCAAGUGCGCAGUCUGCAUCCGGAGCUGCCGGUCGCCGUGCAUGCGGCGAUGAACGACGCGGGGGGCCGAGCAGCGACUCAGCGGCAGGCCGAGGGCUGGGAGCAGGCGACGGAAAAGAGCAAAAAGGCCCUGGGGAGUGCCCCUCAUCUCUGGUUCAAAAUGUCCUCUCUUCUCUUCAUCCGCCGUCGCUCCCUCCGCAGUCGUCGUCGCUCCCUCGGCAGUCGUCGUCGCUCCCUCCUCAGUCGCCGUCUCUCCCUCCUCAGUCGCCGUCGCUCGGUUACGUGGCUUCUCCAGCGGUCUCGGCGUCUCUUGUUCCUCCGGGGACAAGCGCGAGUGGCGCUGCCUACCCGUUUCUCUUGUCUCCAGCGUCCCCGUCUUCGGCGUCUUCGUCUGCAUCUGUUCCGCCUUCCCAGUUUCCUGCGUUUGGCGGCUCGAGCGACCACGAAGGGCACUCCGGCAACGCUCCGACUCCGAGUUGGGCACGCGCUCAAAUGCUUCCACAGCCAGGGGCCAGCUGGUGA
Messenger RNA from Neospora caninum, 5937 nucleotides. RefSeq lists its product as uncharacterized. The record is from RefSeq and is a predicted model, not a curated record. Lineage: Eukaryota; Apicomplexa; Conoidasida; Eucoccidiorida; Sarcocystidae. The coding region runs from base 1 to 5937 and encodes 1978 amino acids. The transcript has 5 exons.